CUUUAUCAGAGCCCCCAAAAUCAGUGGGAAUGGGCAGUGACUGCUCACAUUCAGCACACCUUUUCCAUUUGCUAAUAAGGCCCUGCCAGGCUGGGAGGGAGUUAUCUCUGCGGGACUCUGGAGAGAAGCACCACUGAGACGGUCCACGAGCACCAUGGAACUCCUUCAAGUGACCAUCCUUUGUCUUCUUCUGUCCAGUCUUUGUAGCAGUGAAAACAACACAGGUGUUAACAGUAUAACCACUCAUGUAUUACCAACAGCAACAAUUUCUCCAACAAAAACAUCUGCACCGAAACCAACCACAAUGUCAAAUCUUGUUAUGGAAUCGACAAUUGGAACAUCUAUAGGAACAACCAGUAAGAAACUCUCAAGUACAUCUUUGCAGCCAACGCAUUCUUCGUUAACAGCAACAGUUAAAGGUGAAGAAACCACAACCAGUGAUGUCACAAAGACUGAGUUCACCAUCACAAAUACAACAGUGACAAAGAUUCCACUUUCAAAUGCUUCUUCAACAUUACAAAGUUCCCAACAUAAAACUGAGAAUCAGAGCUCAAUCAAAACAACCGAAGCACCAGUUAACCCUCUACAUCCAGAGGCGUCACCUUCUAACCCCAGUACAUUACCCUCAAUCUCAGUUACAACGCCAGGAAACAGCUCCCAGUUUCAAGGUACUGAGGAUGCAAAAAAUGCAAGCUCUUCUUCAGCCAGCCCCUCUUACUCCAGUAUUAUUUUGCCAGUGGUGAUUGCUUUGAUUGUAGUGACACUUUCUGCAUUUGUUCUUGUGGGUUUGUAUCGAAUGUGCUGGAAGACAGACCCAGGCACACCGGAAAAUGGAAAUGACCAACCUCAGUCCGAUAAAGAGAGUGUGAAGCUUCUCACUGUUAAGACAAUUUCUCACGAGUCUGUCAACUGGAACCAGGAUUCAUCAGGUGAGCACUCUGCACAAGGAAAAUCUAAGAACUGACAGCUUGAUGAAUCCUCCCCACACCUGGGCAAUAAAUAUGCUUAAUCUUCAGCUUCUAUGCUCCAGGGAUAGGAAGGGAGAUCCGAUUUGUGGACUCAGUCCCGACUCCCAGUCCUGCUCUCCAGUCUGUGCCAGUCGCCUGUCCCAAUAAAGUGAUGUUCAGAUGACAUGCAAUAAUUCCACAGAAUCCAAAAGAAGCCUGGGCCUCUCCUAUCAUUUGGGACGUGAAAAAGCACAUUACUACAUUUUUUAAGAACAUCCUUAGGAGAUCGAGUUUUAGGAAGGACAUUUGUGAGCAGUUAACCUGACAGCCCAGGCAGGUGGGUUCAUGACGACAUGAUGUUCCUUUGAGUUUAAAGUUUCCAGAGCCAACAGUUCCUGUCCAUGGAGACUUUCCUAUUUUCUUGGUAUUCUUAUAUGACCUGAUGUUUGUAUUUAUUGUUUUGUACUAUGUUAAUGCAGGGACAAUUUGCAAGUGUAUUAUUAAAUAUUAGGUGAAUUAGAAAUCAUGCCAUGCCUCUUUGUACAUAAAGAUAUUUUAUUCAUAUUUUCAUGUGUUACUUUUAAUAAAUAAUUACUAUAUCCCACUCA
Molecule: messenger RNA, 1555 nt
Organism: Zalophus californianus (California sea lion)
Lineage: Eukaryota; Metazoa; Chordata; Mammalia; Carnivora; Otariidae
Gene: EMCN
Product: endomucin
Exons: 13
Coding region: 155-964 (269 amino acids)
Source: RefSeq, a predicted model, not a curated record